Messenger RNA from Serinus canaria (Common canary), 3496 nucleotides. RefSeq names its product centrosomal protein 95 (gene CEP95). NCBI's taxonomy places the organism in Eukaryota, Metazoa, Chordata, Aves, Passeriformes, Fringillidae. The record is from RefSeq and is a predicted model, not a curated record. Bases 444 to 3017 code for a protein of 857 amino acids. Gene Ontology annotation, cellular component: centrosome; spindle pole. The transcript is spliced from 23 exons.
CCGCCGCCAUUUUACGCCGCCAGCCGUGCUCAGCGGCCGGAGCGUCCUGGGGCCGCCUGGGGCCCUCGGCCCGCGGGGCCCUGCGCCGGUGGCGGCACCGGCCGGGCGGAACCGGAGCGACCGGGCGGAGAACGGCGGGGCCGCCCGUCACGUGACCGGGGAGCGGCGGGGAAUGCCACGUGACCGGGGCUGCGGCUCGGCUUUGCGGCACGGGCUCCUUCUCUGCUCCCCGUUCCCGCUCCCAGUCGAAACUCAAAGCUGUUCCCAGUCUCGUUACAGAGGGGAUCGGCCCCACCCCGCUCCCGUAUCACCGGCCAUGCCUGAAAGCGCCGGACACCCCGGCGGGCGCGGCCCCGCCCCUUCCUGCAGCGCCUGCCCAAUGGGCGCGCAGGCCGCGGUUUAAAUGGCGGGGGCGGGCCCGGGCCUGGGUCGUUGGUGCCGCCAUGGGCAGCGCUGAGGGCGCAGAUUGGGUUGAUGUUGCCAAUGAUCUUUUCAGGACCUGUCACAUAAACCAGCACAUAAAGCAUCUCUCAGAAUGUGGUGCUGACCUGUUUGUUCGUCUUUAUGAGGCAAUCUUAGGAGAAAAAGUACCAGAUUUCAUUGCUACUCCCAGAAGCCAAGAGGAUGAUGCACAUAAUGUACAAGCAGUAAUAGAUUCCCUGGCAUUGGACUAUUUGCAGGUCAGCUUGUCUCACAUCACAGGAGAGAACAUUGUGAAAGGAGACAGGGAAUCUAUCAAAAACCUCCUUGAAAUAUUUGAUGGUUUGUUGGAGUAUCUUAGAGAAGUCAGUGAAACGUCUUCUCAGGCUGGAGCUGAGAUAAAUGUGCUGUCCAGUGAAGAAAUUCAAAUUGCAUCUCAAGAGCAGCUGGAAAGCACUGCUGAUCAACUUACAGAACAUACACUACUCUCAUCAGUAGAAAGGUCCCAGUCAGAAUAUUUUCUUCUAACUUGUGAUACAGAUGGCUCAGGAUCUACCAGUGAAUUAAUUAAACUUGGAGAAACUGCUUAUUCAUUUUCCAAGAGAGGGGAAGCAGAAAAGGACAAGGAGGUGGAAGAAUCUGAAAGCACAGAGGCUCUUGCAGCAUUGCCCAUACAGUUCUCAGAAAGUGAAAGGGGGACCGUAAAUGAAAGGGAAGAUGGAGGGAUGGAGUCUGUUCAUGCUGCUGAACCUCACAAAGGCAGUUUGAGUGUCAGUGCUACCAAACUGGGGGAGCCCAUCCAGCAGGCAAUUCCUCUGCUGCCCCCGUUCCAGCCCUCGGAUCCGGCAUGGAGAGAUUACCACAGCUCAGACAGACAGGCAGCAGCCCUGGCUUGCAGUCAAGCACUGAACAUUCCUACUAUUGAAAAGUCACUUACCCAAAAAUUUCAUGAUGUUUCUGAUGGUCUUCCUCCAUCCAGAAAAAUCCCUGUGGGAGAAACGCUGGGAGGUGAUGCCAAGGACAAAGUGACAAAGGUGCCUCUGGUAUCUGAGUCUUCCAUAUCCACCUCUUCUGAGGAAAAGCUCUCACUAUGUGCUGAACCAGUAACACAAACCCCAAGACCUGAAUCUCAGCACUGGCCUAGAACAACAAGCAAAUAUGAAAAUUCCACCACAGAUUCAGCUGAAUAUUCACUUUCCCACAGAACAACAAAGGAGAAGGUGCCUAAGCAGCAAGAGUUUCAUGAAGCAUCAGAAAAUCUGUCUCGCAGGCUGAAGGAACUGAAUUUAAUGCUGAAGAGAGCUUUGGGUGAGCCCACGAGAGAAGAGGAGCUGACAGAUGAGGACAGCCUGUCCCACCACAGUGACAGUGCCAUGGACUAUGGCCGAAGGACAGCUGGGAGAGACACAUCGCAGCCAAGGUACCCAGGCAGGCCACGGUCCCUCUCUCCAGCCUCACCCCUGUCCCAGCACCAGGAACAUAAACGGAGGGGCAGAGCAACAGGCCAGAUAAAGACAAUCCACAGCCACCUGCAGGGAGAGAGGAACGAAAGAACAAGAAAAGCAAAGCUGGUCACUAAAGCUUAUGAAGAUGAGCUAAGAAUUUUUGAAGCGAGGGAGAAGCUUAGAAUUUCCAAGCUCAGAGAAGCUGCCAAGGAAAUGGAACAAGAGUACAAAGAAAAUGUCUUUCAAGAACCUCCAAAAGUGUCUCAGCGAGUGAAAGUUUAUUCUAGAAAAACCACACCUCAGUAUCCCAAACACAGCCAGUGGAUUCCAAAACGAGGGAUCAUGAAGCCAAAGCAAGCAGCUCCAAUGACAAUAAGAGACAAUGAUCUCCUCCUGCAGCUCCUGGAGGAGUUUCCCCACCUGCACAUUUCCUCCCGUACUCUCAAUAAAAUGUGGCAGCAGCAGCUUGCACAAACUGAGCACCUCAAGGCACCCUCUGCCAGACCUAGACCAAAACUCCAGAAUGAAGUUGAGCAAGCCUUGAAGAAACAUGAGCUGCUUGCUGCCAUUAUUAAGAGAGAUCAAGAUCACAGCAAGAGACUGCAAGAAGUCAAGCAGCGCAUCCAGCGCCAGAAGUGGGCUCAGAACAAGGUGACUGAGAGGCGGCAGCAGGUGGCGCGGGCCAGGAAAUACUACGAGGAUUACAGGGUGCAGCUCCGGGCCAAGCUGCUGCGGGCCAGGACACGCGAGGAGAGGAUAUUUAAAAACUUAUUUGAAGAAGGUUUAGAAAUUCAGAAGCAAAGACUGAGGGAGCUGAGAGUUUAUGCUCGAGAGAAGCGCGAUGAGCAAUGGAGAGAGCACCAGACUGAGCUGGAGUCCCUGGAGAACUACUACAGAGACCAGUUUUCCAUGCUAGCAGAAGCUAUAUCUCAAGAAUUCCAAGAAAUCCAAACCAGAGAGAAAGCACAAGCACAAAUGCUGCAAAAAUCAAAAAGCGAAGUGAGAUCAAAGAUGGAAAAGGAAAUACAGCAACUGCAAGCAGCAAUCAUGCACAAUGAUGAUGACACCUUUUUUCAAGAACUAGAGGCAGACAGACUGCGAUCCAGACUUCAGAUGGCUUCCUUCCAGUACAGCCAAAGCCACUUCUUCUAAGACUUGGGAAGAUGGUGUAGCUUUGCUGAGUUUUGAGAGCAGUCUGUUCAUCUGUUCACCAGUGCUGAGAUAAAGUCCUUGCCAAGCCAUGGCAGUACCUGAGAGCCAGAAGUCAGACCUGCUGUGUUUGACUAGAACAUUCAGCACACUCCUCACUGGAGGUAACAGCAUGUAGGAAGUCACCAAGUUUCAAGUAUUUUCUCCUGAAACAAAGUCGAGUUACUUAAAAAUGACAUUGUUACAUUUUAAAGAAGAAAAACUUUAAACUUUUAAAACCAUUGAUGCUGUGACAGUGCAAACAGCAUACAAUUUAUUGCUCAACUUCUGCAUGGGUACAUACAUUAAGUACUUAAAAACCAUUUUAUACAGAUUUUUUUUUUUUGUUAAAGCUCAUGUAACAGCUGGGUGAAAAUACAAUGAUACCAAUGCUAAAACACUCUGUAAUAAAUACAAUGGAAAUGAUAAACUAAGAACUGUCA